AUGGGUGUUCAGAUGGUCGCUGAAAUUGCGGAGGGCACGGGGCUGGAUGACUUCAUUAGGAACGAGCUGAAGAGUGCGGCUCGGUUUCCAAGGGACGCGUCCGUCGCAGCGAGCCGGGAGAACGAGCCAGAGCAGCGGGUACCUGGGCGAGACAUGAGCGCGCAGCCGAGCUCCAGGCCAGUGCCAUGUACCAGAAAGGUCCCGCGCAGUUACCAGAAGCGGCUUAGGGCCAGCUACGUUCGGAGCGUCGGGGUAACACAUUGGCCAAUCAGCAGCGUCAAUGGGGGUGUGAGUCACAGCAGCGGGUCCACCCCGUUGGCGCUAUACCUGAUCCGGGAUAGCUACGAGGUCGGAGUGCCGAAUCAGGAAAAGCGUGAGGGUAUUUUCAGCCCCACGACCCGCCGCACUGCAAUUCGCCCAGCCGAAGAGCUUAGGUAA
Coccidioides immitis RS is the source of this 438-nucleotide messenger RNA. RefSeq lists its product as uncharacterized. The record is from RefSeq and is a predicted model, not a curated record. The coding region runs from base 1 to 438 and encodes 145 amino acids. The transcript has 2 exons. Lineage: Eukaryota; Fungi; Ascomycota; Eurotiomycetes; Onygenales; Onygenaceae.